Messenger RNA from Ruditapes philippinarum (Manila clam), 1903 nucleotides. RefSeq lists its product as uncharacterized. The coding region runs from base 16 to 834 and encodes 272 amino acids. Gene Ontology annotation, biological process: immune response. The transcript is spliced from 5 exons. Lineage: Eukaryota; Metazoa; Mollusca; Bivalvia; Venerida; Veneridae. Gene Ontology annotation, cellular component: membrane. The record is from RefSeq and is a predicted model, not a curated record. Gene Ontology annotation, molecular function: tumor necrosis factor receptor binding.
AAAGGCGGUAGUUAUAUGUGGUUUAAAAAUAGAUGGGUUUUCAUAAUAUGUAUCAUGCUUGUUAUUGUGGAGUUGGUUGUUCUGCUAUUUCUUGUUGCAAUCUGGCGCCUUCAAAGAGAUAAUCAGUUGGCACCUACACAAAAGCAAAUGUGUUACCCACAAGUCAAGUUAAUAUUAGACCUAGAUGACAAUACAGCUUGUCCGGUGGGACUUGUGUCUAAAUUUGAUGAAACAAAAAAAGAAACAACCUGUUGUGGAAAACUGAGUGAAGUUUUAAAUUCGGUCUUGAAUAAGAGUGUGUUUGACAGAUAUAACAGCAAAAUAAAUCCAGAAAUAAGAACAUAUAACCCAGAGGCGUUUAACUGUAAGGCAGCAAAUCAAGAUAUGUCUGUAACAAGACUAACUUUGGCACAAGACAAGAAAUCAGUUCCUGUAGAUUCGUCUCAUAAAUUGUAUUGGGAAAGUGACCCUGCGUUGCCUAAACUUUCGGGAUUAAGGUAUUCGGUAGAAGAUGGUCAAGUGUUUGUUGAGGAAACUGAAAUUUACCAUAUUUUGUUACAGCUAAAAUUAAAUAUGAGCAAAACAACGGGUGUAUUGGAUGAAAAAAUAAGGCAUAAAGUACAUUUUAUAUCUGAUAGCGGUGCGUCAGCAGUUCUGUUGGAAGAUGUGACGUCACCAUGUACAAUGACGUCAGGUUCUGGAACAGAGAAAGCCAGCGUUGUUGAAGCUGUGUUUCGGCUUAAAUAUGGCGAUCGGCUAUAUGUGAGUACAACCCAUCCUGAAAGUAUCGUGACUGAUCCACAAAAUAAUCAUUUUAGUAUAUACAGAGUUUAAGUGUCCAUGGUCCUAUAUUGGAUAAAUGUUUCAUCUGUGAUACAUAUUAAGAGUAGAUCUACUAAAUCUAAUUUAUGCUCAUUGUAAAUCAUCAUAAAGACGACAAAUAUACAAUGAAAUUGUGAAGUGACCUUUAAAUUAUGUACAAUAUAUCUGCUGCCUUAAAUUAACUGAACAUAUAAAACUGAUGACUUUUAAUUUUCAUAAAAUACUGAUAGAGUAUGUAAUGCAUACAAAUCUAAACAAAAUUAAGUGAUUGUAUUUUCGUUGAUCAAAAGUGGAAGUAGAAUAUUGAUCACUGUUGAUGAAACAAUUAUUAGAUCUACAUCAAUUAUUUACAUAUACAUUGUUCCUUUAUAAAUCAUAACAAUAAUUUAAUAAAAAUGAAUAAAAAGCAAAGACAAAGUAACGAUUUCUGGCUUAUGCAAUGUAAGUGCCAGGUUAUAAACAGUUGAGAGAAAUCUGUGUCUUUUGACAGAAAAACAAAUUCUUGGAUCAUUAAAAAAAAGAUCUAAGUUCAAUUUGGCUGGCAUGGAAAAUCAAGCAAAGCAAGUUGAAAAGCAAUCUAAACUUGAGGCCUGAAUAUAGACAGCCGCGAAAUUUGUAGUAGCUGGUAAAGCAAAAGAUGGAAGUGACCGGAGACUACGAAAUAACAUUAAGUAGCAAAGGAGAAUGCGGAAUCUAUAGAUCACCCGACAAAGCGAUUGUGGCCAUAUUUACAUUUUUGUAUAUAAGAAUGCAGUGGAAAAUUAAGUGCUUGUAUCAAUAGGCAUAAUGUAGUUGUAACUUUAAAAAACAGUUUGUAUCUAUUGUCAAUAUGUUUUAGAUCUACAUCUACUAUAAAUUAAGACUGACUAAUUUGAUCUUAAGAGAACAUACUGGCAUUUAUUCUAGAAUAAAAAUGUUUGGAAUAAAAAGUUAUUGUUUACACUGGAACACUUCGAAGGGAUAUUGAACAGAUUAUUUCAUGGUAAUAUUAUAUGGAGUAAAGGAAAAUAUUCGAAAAUAAAAUAUUCUAGUGUAUAAAUCUGAAUGACUUUAAAAACUGAAAUAGUAAAAUUAAGUUGAA